This is a messenger RNA of Spea bombifrons (plains spadefoot toad), 1102 nucleotides long. It is a transcript of the gene TP53INP1, whose product is annotated as tumor protein p53 inducible nuclear protein 1. Gene Ontology annotation, cellular component: autophagosome; nucleus. The record is from RefSeq and is a predicted model, not a curated record. The coding region runs from base 131 to 835 and encodes 234 amino acids. The transcript is spliced from 3 exons. Gene Ontology annotation, biological process: positive regulation of DNA-templated transcription; autophagosome assembly. Lineage: Eukaryota; Metazoa; Chordata; Amphibia; Anura; Pelobatidae.
UACGGUGUAGACGACCGCUUUCAGAGUUCAUUGCCUCAUCUGACAGAUUACUCCAGCACUUUAUCUCCGCUAAAGCCGUCUCCCAGCCGGCCGACGCUUCGCUACCGGAGAGCUGCGCGGUUCCUUGGAAAUGUUCCAAAGACUCAACGAUAUGUUCCGAAUGGCCAGCGGCCCCUCGAGCCGAGAGCCCGGGUUUAGUGAAAAAGAAGAUGAUGAUGAAUGGAUCCUUGUGGAUCUUAUCGUCGAUUCCCGUGCUAGUUUGUCUGAAGAUGCAGCUACCUUUGAAGAAAUCUCCCAUGCUGAUGAGCCUCCUCCGCUGUCCUUUGCAAUGGGUGCCUUGGAACGGUUUGAAAACGGCAAUGACUCUUUGAGCAUUCACGUCAACCCUCCUGCCAUGGAAGAGAGCUGGUUUGUGACCCCACCUGCCUGUUUUACUGCUAGGGAAUUGACCACUAUUGGGGUGGAGACCAGCCCCAUGGAGAACCUUCUGAUUGAGCACCCAAGCAUGUCCGUGUACGCGGUGCGAAACGUGUGCCACGAGGAGGAGGAGGCCGGCUGUGGCUCUGGAUUUCUCAGUUCUGCUAGUUUUGAGUUGGUUACUGAAAAUGAGAAAAAGGGUCAACGGAUACACUGUUAUGUUGCUGCUCGCAUAAACUAUCUUGAAAAGACAAAAACGUACCACAGUUCGAAGCUGUCAAGAAGACAAUCUGAAAAACAUCUUCUGAGCCGGAAGAGCCUUCGGCAGCAAAACCUGGUGCAUGGAUGCCACCCCCGACAGAUCAAGCACAAGGGACUUCUCGUUCACCAGCCGUGCAAACGUCGGUACAAUUAUUGAGGGGGAUUCUCAGUAAGGUCCUUCACACAUGCAGCUCCAACAGGGUAAACGAACCAUAGCGUAGGUCACCUGCCUUUCUGCUAAAACAGCUUAACUCACAGGUUCAGAUCUCGGGCUUACGUAGCGUUAAACCGAGGUCCCUGCUGUUUCUCACCUUUAUGCAAAGUGGUGAUGUUACGCCACUCUAUAUUUCUCUUAUGUCUCUCUGUGUCCACGAAGAGCACAAGUGAAAAUUCUUCACUGGAUUGUAAACUAACAAAAAAAAAA